UCUAGAGAUUAUUCACUUUGUCCUCACUUUCUGAAAAACUCCCUAAAAAAAUCACUUAUUCAAAUACUAUUCCAAAUCAAUCUGAAUAUUACUCCAAGUCAAACACUUUUUCAUUAUCAAGUUUUUAUUAGUUGAACUACUGAAGAUACAGGUUGUUUGUAAGAAGCUGCCAAUAAAUAGCUAUCCUUGACUUGAUGGCAAGUAACGGGUUUUAUUCACCCAGCCAAAACUAAAGGUUGAGAAACAUUUAAAUGUUCCACGCACUUAAACCUUAUCCAAGUCGUUCAUACUGAUACUGUUCAUAGUUCAUACCUUCCGAUAUCAGCAAAGCAAUGGCCUCAGCCACAGAAGAACGCAUUGGUUUGUUUAUGUGUCUGUGUCUCUUCUUCUUCCUCCAUUUCUCAACCUCGACCGCAGAGGAUCCGAUUCCUGCGCCAUGGCCGGAACAGUUCCACUCAGUCCUAUUCCUCAACAGAAGCGGCUCUCUUCGAAAACAAGACUUAUGGUACGAUUGGCCCAAUGGACGAAACUUCAAUAUUAUCCAAUAUCAGCUUGAUGUUCUCAAAUAUGACCUUGAAUGGAACAAUGGCACCACCUUUCUCUACACUCUCGAUCCUUUCAACCACACUUGCCAAGUGACUCAAUAUGAUGUUGGUAUUCCACGACCCAAUUGGCUUGAUGGUGCUAACUAUUUGGGUCAACAAUAUGCCGACAAUUUUCUGUGUAAUGUUUGGGAGAAAGUCGGUUUUAUUUGGUACUAUGAAGAUGUUCUCACUAAAAGACCUGUCAAGUGGAUCUUCUACGACGGAAUGAUUACUGAUGUGAUGACAUUUGAGGUUGGAGCAGUUCUGGAUGAUGCUCAUUGGCAGGCUCCUGACUAUUGUUUUAAUAAGGCUGAGCCUGAACCCCAAAUACACAACAGAAGGAGCAGUUUCUCAUUAGAUUUAGAAACUGCUAUUGUUGGCGAUUUUCGUUGGACACUAAUGAGUGAGAUGAGAUAGGCCACCCAAUAAUAUCAUAUGAUUUAUAAUUGUCAUGUGCACUAUGUAUCUAGCUGUAUAAUAAGAAUCUUGAUAGCCAUUCUUCUCCUGAAACAAGAGAAACGCCUGGGCAACCAUGGGCAAGAGGCUGGGAUGAUAUAAAGAAAUAUUUUUCGGGGACGGAAAGGCCCCCAUGCUGGUUUAUAAUAAGCUUGGGUAUCAAUGAUAUUGUCUUUGUAACAAUAAAUUGAAUUUUUGUAUACCAUCUUUGUCAACUUGAAGGUUUGUUUUAGGCUAGUAGGCUAGCUACUAGAAAUCAGUAAAAGAAUAAAACGAGUGAAAAGUAGAAAAUUGCGAUUUCGCUUUCAAUGAACCUUUGUUAUUAUGUAUUCAUCUACUAUGUACCUAUUGCUGGUGGCUGUAUCAUAUAUGUUAUAGCU
Medicago truncatula (barrel medic) is the source of this 1420-nucleotide messenger RNA. RefSeq lists its product as uncharacterized. The coding region runs from base 333 to 1001 and encodes 222 amino acids. The transcript has 2 exons. NCBI's taxonomy places the organism in Eukaryota, Viridiplantae, Streptophyta, Magnoliopsida, Fabales, Fabaceae. The record is from RefSeq and is a predicted model, not a curated record.